Messenger RNA from Brenthis ino (lesser marbled fritillary), 930 nucleotides. The record is from the annotation of a GenBank genome assembly. Lineage: Eukaryota; Metazoa; Arthropoda; Insecta; Lepidoptera; Nymphalidae.
AUGCCGAAUUCAACACCUGAGGAAACGAGGCCCGAAGAGGGAAGUUUGAUGUCAGAGGUGAUAACAACCCAGGCGACGACAAAUCCGAUUACGCCUUCCGUAAUAGCCACCGAUCCUGGCAGUCAUUCCCAGGCAAAUAUAUUGCUCUCGGCCGGAAAUGAAACCAGCGGUUCUACCCAAUCCGUGAAAGAAACGGAAAGGCCUGCCAGAGGCUCAUCUCGCAUCCCCACAAAUGAGCAGAUAGCCCUAACGGAAGAGCUUAACCUAGUGAAUUCCACUGAAAAACUACAUUCUGUUCACCACAAAGUGGAAAUUUUCUUGUGUAGGUUAAUAAACAACACUCGAGCUCACCAAACAAGCAGGCCACAAGCUACUAGGAAUGAAAACCAGAUUGCGCCUGCAGAUAAGAUCAAAGAAGCUACAAGAAUACAAAAGCUAUACCGAAAGAACCGCAAAAGAGCUAUGCAACAAGUACUCACGGGGUCCGCCAAAGUAUGUAGUAUUGAAAAAACACAAGUCCACGAGUAUUUCGCAACUCUUGCCGCACCGAGACAUGGUGAAUCAACUUGGACGGAUGUCUUCAAUCAAGAAGAAGAUCUGACAGCACUGGCGAAGAACUUACGGCCUCGAUUCGAAGAGAAGAAGUACUGGAGAUUCUCAAGAAAAGAACCAAUACAGCACCAGAUUCCGUCGCAUACUAUGACACCGGCGAGAGGCGCGAGUUGCGACAAGACCUUACUUCAUAGGAUCAUUUCUAUAGUAAGCUCUUCACGAGAUCCACACACCAGGUGUGAUCGUGCAAGCCGCGAGGAUGAGACGUGGCGCGGCGCCCUGAGCGUGAGGCGGGCGCGGCUUCGGCCGACAGCCCUCGAUGAUCGUUCACUCUCCGCCUCGGCGGGGAGCGUGGGGCAUCGUCGCUGUCUGAGCGGU